Tripterygium wilfordii is the source of this 1561-nucleotide messenger RNA. Its product is annotated as probable membrane-associated kinase regulator 1. Lineage: Eukaryota; Viridiplantae; Streptophyta; Magnoliopsida; Celastrales; Celastraceae. Gene Ontology annotation, cellular component: plasma membrane. The transcript has a single exon. The coding region runs from base 403 to 1407 and encodes 334 amino acids. The record is from RefSeq and is a predicted model, not a curated record. Gene Ontology annotation, molecular function: kinase inhibitor activity.
CUGAAAACAAUAAUUACUGGAAAACAAUAAUCGCAAAUCACAACAAUUUAUCAUAAAUUUAAAUUAUUUAAUAUUGACUUUGCACCAUUUUCUAUCCCACGAUCCUUCCCCACCUUUCACGUUCAACGCACGUGAUCACCCCGGCUGCAACCCCAAACAAGCGACUGAUGUGAUCACUUCAGCCACGUUUCACGCUCCCAUGGACCUUUCCUCCGCCAUUACAUUACAGUAUUUACACCGCGAGUCAUGGCGGUUGGGAGGAGGCGCGUGUAUAGGAAAAAAGAAUAGGCGCGUGAUUUAGUUCUGUAGUUCCCCGUUAUAAAAUGUCCCAUCGAAUCUCUCUCUGAUCAGUUUCGCUUUCAAAUCUCUAUUUGUAGUACUGUUGAUGAUGUAGAGAGAAAGAUGGGGAGGAGAAGAGAUAAGGAUCGUUCGCGAUCACAGACGCUUCCUUCAUCGCCGUCUCACUCUUUCUCUUCUUCUUCGUCGUCGGAUUUUGAGUUCACUAUCUCACUCUCUCCACGAAAAACUUCUUCCACGCUCUGUCCGGCUGACGAGCUCUUCUACAAGGGCCAGCUCUUGCCUCUCCAUCUCUCUCCACGCAUUUCCAUGGUCCGAACGCUCCUCUUGGCGUCUUCAAGCACGUCCUCCUCCUCUGACACCACCACCACCGCCUCACGCGACAGCGCUAGCUCGAAUGACUCCAACUCGUCCUCCUUCACCAGUGACCUCACUAUGCUCGCUGCAGAGUGCGACUCCUCCCGGCCAAGCUCCGUCACCGAGGAAGACGAGUUCAAGCGAUUAAACAACAGUAACCAGAUCAAGAAGAGCAAGUACUUUUCAUUGGCGAGAUUCUCUUCCGUGUUCAAGAAGGAUCCGAAGACCCGAGAUCCGACAGACAAUGUAUCCGGAUCCUCGGUUAGAAGAAUGAGCGCGACGGCUAAAGAGGUCAUAAGGAAGUAUAUGAAGAAGGUGAAGCCGUUAUACGAAAAGUUAUCACAGAAACAGCAGCAAAAAAUGGGAGGAACCAUAGAUGCCACGUCAGCAACAGCUCACACAGUCUGUUUGUCUAUGAAGCUGGAGAGAUCCGAUAAGGAUCCGGAUUUAUCAAUCAACAAUCCGAGAAAAGAAAGCAGUAGUAGUGUGUUUUCCCACUCUUUUUCCGGGAAUUUAUGGUAUCCAAGGAGGAGAAGCUGCGUGUCGAGCUGUCCGUCUUCGAUGCGGUCAUCACCGAGUCACUCGGGCGUGCUCUGUCGAACCGGGUAUUCGGGUACGGGCAAGGGGCAAGUUGCCAGUAUUUACAACGUGGAUUCGUCGUCUAUGGAGGAAUUGCAGAGUGCGAUUCAAGGAGCAAUUGCUCAUUGCAAGAACUCCAUGGUGAACAAGAACAUGGUCAGUAAUGAAAUUUAAGAGAAUGAUUAGCAUUAGUUCUAAUCUUAAUUUUAUUUGUUUUGUAACUGUAAUUGUGAAACGCUGAUGAUUUGAGUUUUUCCAUCCGUUAUUUUGGCAUGAAAAUUGAGGUUGGUAGCCUAGUUAAUGAUUUUCUUCAGUCAAACCAUAUGAA